Messenger RNA from Amphimedon queenslandica, 708 nucleotides. RefSeq lists its product as uncharacterized. Bases 1 to 693 code for a protein of 230 amino acids. The transcript has 3 exons. The record is from RefSeq and is a predicted model, not a curated record. NCBI's taxonomy places the organism in Eukaryota, Metazoa, Porifera, Demospongiae, Haplosclerida, Niphatidae.
AUGGAUUCUGCUACAGGCAUUACUGUCACAUUAGUUUCACAUAGCCCGGCUACCAGACUGACAUUAAGCAAACCAGAUGAACGCAUAUGCUCCAAGAUUGUUCAAACAUACGAGAAGAUUGCUGAGAGUGCUAUAAGCCGUGGCAUUGCUGCUGUCAACUACAAGUUUAUCAAAGUGUGUGCAGAGAGCGAUCACUCAAAAAUUCGAUACAUUCCUUCAUGUCACUAUCACAUACUGCCUGAUGACAAGCUCUGCUCUAAAUGCAAUGAAGCUGCCACUGGUGAUGAUGUUAAACUUCUACAGCAUCCCAUUAAAGAUUGUUUUCAGUCAACUGAAGGUUUGACACAGGUAAAGGGAAAGGAAAUAGCUGAUGUAGCAGAUAAGAUUACUUCAUUUGCUUCUGAAAAUGUACCAGUUCAUCUAGAUGCCAUUACGAAAGCUUUUAACUGCACUGAUGAUGCUAAAGAUCUGCAAGCUGAUGACAUUACCAUCAAUAGAAUCAUUCUGUCAUGGUAUGAGAGCAAAAGAGAUACUCAAGAGCCCAGACGACAAUUGGCCAGAAAGAUUUUUGAGGUAGGAAGGCAAGUUUCUCAAUCUUGUGAAAGUGAAGAUGAACAGAAGAAAUUGAUCACAGAGUACAUCAAUAUGUCAAAAAACCUGGAUGUGUAUUUUGAUCCAGAGGCUUUAAAUUAAAACUUUAAAAGCUAG